AUGGAUGAACUCAACUCGCUGGCAAAAUCCUACGGGAUACAGCUGCCUGUCAUGGUGCAUGGCGGAAUCGUGUGCAUCAACGAUGAUGACGAUGUGGAGAUCAUCGGGGACGAUCCCGAGGAUGCCGAGGAUCUUCAGUCGCCGCCGGUGCCAUCAAGUUCGCAGAAAAAACCGGCAUCGUCAGGAAGCUCGCAGAAGCCUCAGAAGAUCGCAAAUAAGGUGGCCGAACAGAAGCAUGAGACUUACGAUGUGAAUCGUAACUGUCUUGUGGAGAAAGGCAAGAUUGUGGAGGCCUCGAUGACUCCCCACAACGAUGGCUUCAUGAGAGCACAGUUUCCUGGUGAAGCGAUACAGACGACCGAGAUCACCGUGUUGCUUUGGGAAAGGAGUGGUGCAGGUCCUGAACCCAAAAGGACUCCUAAGGCCAAAGGCAAAGCUGCAGCCAAGGGCAAGGCUGCAGCCAAGAAAAAGGCUGCAGCCAAGGGGAAGGCAAAAGCCAAGGGCAAAGCUGCAGCCACAGCUGCUCAAGCGAGUGCAUGCUUGAAAAGGCCCGCUGCUGUGGCAGCCCUGCCUCCUGCAGAGGAGGCGCUGGGUGAGACCUUUUGGCAAGGUCGUGAAAUCGAGAGCUGGGGCACCAUGUGGUACAGCAAAGGGUGGCCUGGAUGGACGGAGAAGCAGCUUCGUGCUGCUGCAGCUGCCCUCACUGCCGAGCUCACCGCUGGCAACGUGGAGGAAGCUAAUGCCGAGGAAUGGAUUCAUGAGUGGGCGCGUGUCAAAAAUGCUGAGGGGAGAUGA
Molecule: messenger RNA, 795 nt
Organism: Symbiodinium sp. CCMP2592
Lineage: Eukaryota; Dinophyceae; Suessiales; Symbiodiniaceae
Source: the annotation of a GenBank genome assembly